This is a messenger RNA of Delphinapterus leucas (beluga whale), 444 nucleotides long. The record is from RefSeq and is a predicted model, not a curated record. Lineage: Eukaryota; Metazoa; Chordata; Mammalia; Artiodactyla; Monodontidae.
AUGAGAUACGCUCCAGAAUUCAAGAAGUCCGCCUCGCACCUCCCGAAGACAUUUGCCGUGUGCGACAUCCCUCUGUACGACAUAUGUGACUACAGCGUCACCAGAGAUCAGUGCAAGGAACUCGGGUGCUGCUUUUAUAAAGGCAUCUGCUAUGAGAAGGCCGUUCCCACUUAUGUGCAAGUGUUUUCCGCCUUGAUCGUGAUCAUUGCCGGGGACUUUAUCGUCACCAUUAUUUACAGAGUUGUCCAAGAGAGUAGGAGAGAAAAGGAAGUCCCUACAGAGGCACCUUUGUCCUCCAAGUCCAGCGCUCAAGUGGAAGUGGUGCCCUUGGGCGAGCGGCCGGCGGGGUCGAAGGCCCCGAGCACAGAGCCGUCGCACAAAAGCGCGGAGAGCGGUAGGGAGGGCGCACUGGCCGUACCGGAAGACGAAGAAACUGAGGACUGA